AUGAAGAUGGAGAACAUUCCCGCUGCUAAAAAGUUAGCCCAGGUCAACAAUUUAAAACCAAUAGUCAAUAAUGUACGACAAGACACAGCAGAGUUGGCAGUAUAUGCUCUUUCUGAUCGGCGCUCCAUGCGGAACCUCUCUCCUGCCUCGAGGCAACGAAAAAUAUAUCUAGGUCCAGAAGAGAACCCCUCACUGGGGCCGAAUUUUAAUGACUUGAUGAGUAAAAGUCAGGAGAGCUCUUAUUUAAAAGUAACCGAUGGGAUGACAGAGUCUAUGAUAUCAAGGGCUAGAACAUUAAAUACUGAAAAUCAUGGAAAAAGUUCAAUUAGGAAUGGACUUCGAUGUUAUCUAUCUCGAAAUUUACAAUGUGACGAAAUGAACAAACCAGGAACAAGACCAAUGGCAUAUACCAGCCUGGAUAAUGACUUUGACCAGUCCUCAUCAUUCAACUUACCAAGCGCUCCGCCUAAUUUAUCGGAGCAAACACCCUUACUGCAACAGGACAUCCGUAAAAGAGAUCAGAAUGAUCCAGUUCCUAUCAAUGGGCAACAAGAUGUAGAAGGACAAUAUCCCACGCAUCAACGUCACUGGUCAAAGAUUUCUCACCUGAUAGAAAGUUCCAAGAUCGAAAAAUUUCAAAGAUUUCGGCUUAUCGGCAGGCCUAAAUCUUGGGAUUUUGAAUCUUCAUGGCUUAAAAGCAUUCAAAAACCAGCACAAGUUUUACCAGCUGUUACACUAGGUCUCCUCCUCAAUAUUUUGGAUGCCUUGUCCUAUGGCAUGAUACUUUUUCCUCGUGGCCUUGCUCCAUUUUCAAAGCUUGGCCCUGCAGGAAUAUCUAUGUUCUAUGUGAGCUGCAUUGUGUCUCAACUUGUAUUUUCAUGUGGCGGCAGUGGAUUUAAGGGAGGAGUCGGUUCAGAAAUGAUUGAGGUUGUUCCUUUCUUUCACUCAAUGGCGCAACUCAUUCUAGACGACAUGGGGGACAGCAAUCCCUCUGCUGUCGUUGCGACUACACUUGUAGCCUACGCCUCUAGUUCUAUUUUAACCGGAGUAGUUUUUUUUCUUAUCGGGCACUUCAGUCUCGGUCAUAUUGUUGGCUUCAUUCCUCGCCAUAUCCUCAUCGGAUCGAUUGGUGGGGUGGGCUGGUUCUUGUUGAAUACUGGUCUAGAAGUGACUGCACAUCUAGAAACAAUGGAGUACAAAAUAGCGACUCUACAAAAAUUGCUGGAUCCUGAAACCUUUCUACUGUGGCUUAUUCCACUUUCGCUUGCCAUCUUUCAAAUUUUCACCGAUAAAAAGCUGAACUUCAAGUAUUAUCUUCCUGCGUUUGUGAUGCUUAUCCCGGUAAUAUUUCACACUGUUGUCGCAUCAUUCAGUAAGCUAGAUAUUCCUAAUCUACGUAGUACAGGCUGGAUCUUUAAUGGGUCUCACGGGGAACCAUGGUGGCACUUUUACACGCUCUACAACUUUAGUCUUGUGAAUUGGGGCUCAGUAUUGAAAUGUGUCCCCGCGAUGUUUGCACUAACAUUCUUCGGCAUACUUCAUGUACCAAUCAAUGUCCCAUCACUUGCUUUUGUCAUAAGAGAAGAUAAUUUUGAUAUCGAUCGAGAAUUGCUAGCACAUGGAGCUUCGAAUAUGAUUUCAGGGCUUCUUGGUAGCGUCCAAAAUUACCUUGUUUACACAAAUAGUGUAAUCUUCAUCAAGACUGGUGGUGGCUCUCGUCUUGCUGGUAUUCUUCUUGCACUGACCACUGGCAUGUUUAUGAUGACUGGAUCAUCAAUCAUUGGCUACAUACCUGUUAUGAUGGUUGGAGUGUUGAUUUUCAUUUUAGGGAUUGACUUGCUUAGGGAAGCCUUAUGGGAGCCUAGAAAGAAGCUGAAAAUCCCAGAAUACAUUACGGUCUUGGUGAUUGUAAUUGUCAUGGGAGUCUACGAUUUUGUGGCUGGUAUAUUUGUCGGUAUUGGUCUCGCAUUUUUGUCUCUGGUUUUUCAAACUUCCCGACUAUCAGCAAUACGAGCAAUAUACUCUGGUGAAGUUGCUGGCUCAACCGUUCGCAGGAAUCCUGCUCAAUCCUGGUAUCUAAAAAACGUAGGGAAACAGAUCCAAGUUUUCAGGCUCACUGGAUAUCUUUUCUUUGGCACAAUUGCCAGUUUUGAGAAAAAAGUCUGUAGCAUGAUUGAAAGUGCUAUUUCGAGUGAACAACCAUUUCGAUUCGUUAUUUUUGAUUUUUUUCUAGUUACAGGGAUUGACUAUUCUUCCGCUGAAGUAUUUGGUCGUCUCAAUCGAAAUAUGUCUAAAAAAGGUAUAUGCCUGAUACUGAGCGGCUUCAGUGGCCGUGAAGAGCUACAGUCAACACUAGAAUCUGUUGGGAUCAAUCAAAGCAGCGGCGUCAAAAUGUUUAAGGAUUUAAAUUCUGCACUUGAGGAUUGUGAGAAUGAACUUCUCAAAACAUUCUAUGCAAGCCAAGAAUCACGGAACCAACAAACGAUGUUAGUCAGGAGCCUGGAUGUUCCUAAACUUCCAAUUUCGCAUCUGCACGCGUUAGUUGGCUCUUAUGGCUCACCACGGCGUAGUCAAUUGCGUCGAGCUGCUGCAAUAACUUUGGACGAAUGUCCAGGUGUAGCAAAACAUCUUCACUUGAAAGAGCCUCUCCGGCUUAUUCUUCAAAUAUUUUCAAUAUUGACAGAUAAAAACGAGGAUUUUUGGCUUCGUGCUGCUCCAUACUUCAGUCAAAUCCAUUUCCUAUCAGGCACUGUAAUUUUCCGGAGAGGUGAUCCAGCCGAGGGAUUCUAUCUUCUUCAAAAAGGUAUUAUGCGUGCCGACUAUGACUUACCACAGGGGCAUUUUAGCGAAAGCAUAGUCGCCGGCACAACCUGUGGUGAGCUACCUUUCUUCUCUGGAACAGUCCGCACAGCAACAGUAGUUGCAGACUGCGAUUGUAUAGCUUGGGUCAUGGACUGUGAGAGCUGGGCUGAGAUGCAAAGGACUGAACCGGACGUCGCACAAGAAGUUUUACGGGUUGGUUUAAAAUUAACUUCGGAGCGGAUGAACACUAUUACAAAUUAUUUCCUUACAACAGCAAGUUAG
Blumeria graminis f. sp. triticale is the source of this 3084-nucleotide messenger RNA. The record is from the annotation of a GenBank genome assembly. NCBI's taxonomy places the organism in Eukaryota, Fungi, Ascomycota, Leotiomycetes, Helotiales, Erysiphaceae.